Messenger RNA from Seriola dumerili (greater amberjack), 1269 nucleotides. RefSeq lists its product as uncharacterized. The record is from RefSeq and is a predicted model, not a curated record. NCBI's taxonomy places the organism in Eukaryota, Metazoa, Chordata, Actinopteri, Carangiformes, Carangidae. Bases 510 to 1220 code for a protein of 236 amino acids. The transcript is spliced from 3 exons.
GGAUUUGUGUGACCUCUUCUGCCCGCCCCAGUUCAAGUACACAUCAAGAUAUGGUUACUCCGCAGAAAUUUGUGCUCCGUGUAUGUGUUGCAACAGAUCUUGCCAUGAAGCUCAUUCUAACCGAGCGACCACAGUCAGUAGAAGAGCUCAAGAAUAUAAUGCAAGAGAAGUUUAAGCCAAGGCUGGACUGUGACUUUACCCUUCAAUAUGAAGAUCCUGACUUCGAUGGACAGCUCAGUGUUCUUAUGGAUAUUUAGGAGCUCCCUGAAAAAGGAACACUGAAAGUGGUGAGAUCUGAAAGUGAUGCAUCCUCCACUGGAAGCUCCGACACAGACAUACUUCCACAUGUACCUUUAAGACAGCGUCAGAAAAAUUGGCCAGAUUGUUUCCCUGUGCCAACUUUUUCUUAUGAAGUUGAGCAUGUAUGUGCACAGGGAAAUGCUGACUUUGAAAAUUCUGGGAAGACACUGAAAUUAACAAGAGCCCAAAAACACAAUAUCCUGGAAAACAUGGCUGAAACAAUGUACAAUUUCAAGCCAUAUCCACAUGACAAGGAAGUGGGUAUGGCUGCUGAAGCUCUAAUAGCAGCUCAUCCAUGCCUUAUAGAACAUGGGAGUAAGAAUGGAUGGUAUGGAUGGAAGGUGGCCUUGAAGUUCAAGAUGAGGAAUUUUCGCACUAAGUUGGCCAGAUCUGGUUGUGCAGAGGUCUCCAUCAAUGCAGGCAAGAGGAGCCGAACCAACCCUGAAAAUGAUCAUCCUCAUUCGAACAUCAAAAGAGCCAGAAGAGCUGAGGUGAAUUUCCUGCCCAACUUCCCCAGGGGAGAGAAUGAGGCAACCUUGGAGGAAAUGAGAGUACAAAUCAUACAAGAGACUGAAAAGACUGAGAGAGACCAGAUACUGAUAGAAAAGCUCAUGCACACAACCUUUGCCCUUCGCCGCCAACACAUUGUUCAAGGAAGUCCACAGGUGCGGGAAUUCCUGGAGAACUGGCCGGCCUUGCAAAUGCAGUCACAGGUGUUUGCAGAGUUUCAUCGCAUUACAAACCUGAAUCUACGCAACCAGUUUUACUGUGAACUUGACCGAUACACACCAAAACUAGUUGCACUGUAUCGACAGAAGUCCUCAAGGACUGGAAAGGGAGCAGAGGCACUGCGAGAGAUGCUGAGAAUUUAUGACUUGGAGGUAAGUUUAUGUUUGACUUUUCCAUGGGGACAAUGCUGAUCAUACAAUGUGUUGUCAUUACAGAUUACAGAUGCCUUGAUAGUAGUCA